AUGUCCGAUGUUGAGGGUUCGAUAAGCUUUUCUAAUGUGGAGUCCCAUAUUCUUGCGUCCGAGGCGGUAAUGCAACACCAAGAGGUAGUAGACACCUUCAGCGACGGCUGGAAUUCCCCUACUGGUGUUCAUGUAACGGGAAACAAUGACCGUGGAAGUAUUGUUUGUAAUACUGCAGAGUGGGCUACUGGAUCGGAUGGCCUUGAUGACGGAGACUUAGGGAGGAGGAGGUCUUCCAUAUAUCUUGAUGCCAAAGAUGGAGACGGGCCCGUGUCCGUUGCUCAGGGGCGCUCAACCAUUGACAACGUUGCCCUGACAGUUGAUACGAGGCCCAGCGACCUAGCGGCGACAUUGGAGGGGGAAAACUAUCCGUAUUAUGAUCUCGACUAUGUCUGCUCGUACGCUUUCCAGAGUGAACAUGCCGACCUGAAUAGCCACGAUUAUGGGCUUGAUGCCUUCAUUCACGGAAUGCGGCUGGGUCCCUGGCCCCUGCAAUCGACCGUGACGACCUCUCCACCACGGGUUCUAGAUGGCCAAUCGAAUAGGCUCGCCCAGUUUGGUGGGCUGCAGUCGAGUUUGACGGUAGCAAGUGAGAGUCCCCUCCGAAACGACGUAGGUGUGCUGCGAGAGGCCAACAGUCUGCAGGGCAAAACAUCUCCUAACGGAACAUCGGAGAGGUGGCUGAGGUGGUCUUUCCGGGCCUUUGACGGAAAAUGCAAUCUUCCGCAGGGCACUACAAGGGGCUGUGAUACCUUAGGUGUGAGUGAGAGUUCCCUUUAUGAUGUGGAUAUGGUAUUGGGGCUACUUUGCACAGACAACGGGAUUCCCGGUGUUCUCUCGAGUGGAAGUUGCAGUGAGGGGCACACGCAAAAAGCUAGUGAGAUAUGCAUGGGAGUUAUGCGCCGUGGGGACAGUGGAUCCAACAAUGAACUGAUGCUGUUUCCUCGACAUGAUGAUCGAGGAACUGGUGCCCUGACAAAUGGGACGAGUGGAGCGGUAUAUCAGAGGUGCAGCGAGGACAUCAUAGGUGCUCCCACCGGAGUCGUGAACGCGCAGCCUCUGCGUACCGAGGAAGGAAAAGCUUCCGGUAACGUUGAGCUCACCAUGGUCGGCGACGUACUACCAAAAACGUUUUCAUGUCCUUCUGCAGCCUCUGACUUUGUGGGCGCCGAAGGGCCGUUAGGGGACGUCAAAGAAGGUACCGGACUCAGUUUGCCGUCGAAAGCUCUUCCCAUAUCUGCCAUUCUUACUGACCGCGCACGUGGCAGGGUUGGAACUCCAUCAUGUAACUCUUUGGUGGAUAGUUUAAUUGGGGGGAUGGAGUAUCCGUACUUUAGUGGCCUCAAAGGCGACUCGAAUUUGAUUAUAAGCUCACCUUUGCCGUCCCGUCAGUCGAUUUGUACUGCGGAAGAGGGUGAGGGGGCUAUUUUGUCUGCCGAGGGGGUGUCUGUGGGCAUGGAAAGGGAGUGUGAGCAAUAUCUGCAGUCUCAUAUCUCCUGCUCUGUGGGUGUGCAUCUGCGAUGCGGAACGGAGCUUCGUUCGAUUAACCCAUGCAUCGCUCGUUGCGGCGACAGUCGUCCAGGUUCGACAUGCAGGUCAGCCAGUUGUAGUCUAGAUAAGAAUCAAGGUGUAGGACAGGGGGUAUGUAUGGGUGGAAGCGAGCAACUUUCCAUUCAGAAGCGUUCCAGGGAAAAGGCAGUUCAGGGCCCCGGGAGAAUGAAUGGGUCAUCGAUCAGUUUAGUGGCGGGUGCAGAGUCCAUUACCGCAUCUCAAAGCUUUGUGCGCCCGCCGGCUGCAGUUGUUUCCCGAAAGAGAUGGCAUCCGUGCAGCGAGCUUAGUACUGGUGGAGUGUCUGGGUCUCAUACGGUUAAAGUGGCUGAAGAUGGGAUGUGUCUCGUUGAGGGGGGGUCGUCACCAAUUAUCAGGGUUUCAAGGGAACGACAGAGUGUUCCUUCAAACCGAGUGCGUUUGAUUGUACUCAACCACAAAACGGGAACGGGACAGAAUGAUGUGCAGACGGCAGUAAACCUCCGCGGAGAGAGUACGCUAGAAGUCUGUCCUCCACAGGGCUUGCCACACUUCUUUAGCGUGGACGAAUACCUGGAAUGCACCGAUGACAAUGAUAUGUGCUCUGUCACACUCGCGGAACUUCAAGGAAAGUUUCUCCGCGGCAUGAACGUUGCCAUGUUUGUUGCUGGAAGUGAGUCAGUACCACUGUCUGGCUGGUGUGCGGUUUUUGAGGUGAUGAAUCAUGUGUUUCGUGACAUCAAUGAUGAGUGCGAGUUGUUUAUGUCCGUUGUCCUAAUACGACAGGAGUCAGCACGGGAUUUGCUUUCUGAGUCCGAAGGGGGGGUGCGAACUCUAAGUUCCUCCGUCAUGGCUCCUUGGGUUGCCUUUGAAAACGUCACCCAUAUGAAACUGAAGAGCGCACAUCACUUCAUCACACUUUUAUCGCGUGGUCUCGAAGUUGCCGAUUUGAAGCACAAUUGUGUCGGAAGUCGUGUAGUUUUGUCCGUCAUGUUGAAACAAAUUGAUGUGAAUGAUGUAAUUUUGUCGUCGAUGCUUGUGACGGGUGGUGCUACCCCUAACGACCUUGAUGUGCUGCUGAGGGAAGGUGACCAAAGUGCACGAAAGCUAUUCCAUGAAGCGUUGGGUGGUCCUUAUUUCACUGUUGUGGUUUCCUCACUCUGUGAAAGGGACAGAGACCUUCUGCAGCUUCUGAGCGCCCAACAUAAGUUCACUUCCGUUGUCAACCAACCGUGUACCGUAGGAAGCGUGAGUCGGUUGAUCGAUAAUGCGGAGGCGGAGGUUGCUGGGUGUUCCACUGACGAUCAAAUUGUAUUGGAAAGAAAACAAUUCUUGCUUGAGCGCAUAGCGCUUGCGAAACAUAUUAUGUAUAACCCCAAAGGGCUUUCACUGGUAGUUGACGUGGAGGAAUCAGUACGACUUGAGAAGAGGGUUCAUUGUGGUGUGAAAUUUGACAAGCAACCGUUCCCUGGACCACAGUCCUCAUCUGUGUCUGCUUGUGGCGGGGAUUCCCACAACGCGGCGUCUGCGCUGUGUGUGGAGGAAGGGCAAAGUAGUAAGCAGAGACAAGAACCAUGUCCAAAAUUUUUCUCGGAGGCACAGUGGCUGAAACCAAGUAGCAAAGGCGACACUAGAGUUACGCUCAUGGGUGGCGCGCCACCGUCAUCGCUGCCACAACGCAAUCAUUAUGGGGAGGGGAAAACACCCUCGUGCUUGCCCUGUGUUACCGCAGCAGGCAUGCCCACUCCCCGAGAUCCCCGACUGGAGCGCCAGGUGAGGCCAUCCAGCAGAAGACUCAGCAUUCCAGUGGAGCCGGAUCAAGCUAGUUACGCAACGACUUGCAGUAUGUCGGACCCCCAAAGGGGGGAGGGUUUGCCCUCCCUGGGCCCUUUGGCAACCACAUGUGGAAUGGAAUUGGCGCCAUCUACGCAGCGUAGAGCCCACCGUUGUUUUCCUUCCUCAGCUUCCUCCGACCACACGACAUGUGCAUACUCACAGCGGCUGUUCUCGCUAACCCCCGCUCGGGGGGCCUCGCAUGAUGCUGAGGUCUCCUGUAAGAUUGACACACCCGGUGUUCCUGAUGCAGAAAAAGUUAGAACUUCUACCACGCCCGAUGCUUUUUCAUGCCCAGGUAUAAGCACAAAGGUGAAAUACGACCCUGGCCUUUCUCUCCCAUCCUUGAAGGCAGCACGGGGACCACCGUGUUCCAUGACAUCUUGCUUCCCAUUCGACCCAAUCCUUACGGGACCCCCCGGUGUUGUGGAGCCCGUGGAGCACUGCGGAAUCUCGCAGGGCCCAGCACUCUGCAGACAGAGGGAACAGCCACAACUGCCCGAUGCCUCGGUUGCAUGCUCUGGGGGCUCCCCAACCCUCACUUGCAAGCAAGUGGCUCAUGCGAGCCAAAACAGCGUGCACACCGACAUCAAGAAGAAGCAAAUUUCUGACGGCGGUAGUGACAGCAGCGCACGGAGCGCAGAAGGCAGCGAGGAUGAUGUGCUGCACAGUGCCAUGUCUGCACCUUCUAAGGUGAGAACGCUUGUUGUGGUCGACCAGGGUUGUGGACACGUGAUUGGUGCCGGGAACGAUGACGGUGGGCCUUUCCUAAGAACUGGCGGCUCUCAUGAGGGAUACGAGGUUGACGAGGUGGUGAAAUGGGGCGAUGGUUGCGGUGACGUGCCUUCGAAGGUGUUGGGUGAGCUGUUUGAUGUUUUUGUUUUGGGUUGCAACGCUGCUAUCCUUACUGCAGAGAGUGGUUCCUCAACCGUGUCAUCAACUGUGCUUAGGGGUCUCGUACGGAAUGUGCUUUCAGAGGUUGUUGAUGCUUCGGGCCUCCAGAAUUCCAACCGUAGAGGAUUGCUCAGCUUAUCGAUUGUGAAAUUGAGCGGAGAGCGCAUGCUUGAUCUGCUGGAUGAUAGCAGCGAGCCGGAGAGGUUGGUCAUAGCUAUGUCGCCGAUCUUCGGCCCGUGUGUUCACAACGCCCGCCGGUUUCCUGUUAGCAGCUGCAGCGGGUUCGACUCGCUACUGGCAUCAGCCCUUCGUCGCGCCAAGAACGCAGGGGUCGAUGAUGGGUUGGUGUUCGUCUCAGUUGUACUAAAGCAGAAGCUGAAAGCGGAUGGGGAUGUCCUUGUCUCAUCUCUCGCAGUCAGUUUGGCAGGGGAAAACGUUGACCUCUACACAUCCGUGCUGAACCGUGUCUCGCGCGCACCGCGUGCGCUAUUUCACUACGCAUUGGGUGGACCGUGUUAUACUGUAGCGUUGCUUAGUAUUGAUGUCGCAACGACUCAGACCGAAAAUAUGCUGCGCGUGCAGAAGUGUAUUGGAGAGGUGGUGAACCGGCCGAUACACCGCGGAAGCAUCGUGAAGUUUAUUAGCGGAAUCCGGGAUGAUCUCGUGCCUAGUCUUCGUGAAAAGUUUCAAGGGUCGAAUAAAUGUGAGCCGUCAGAUAAUAUAUUGUACCGGCUCGAGGAAAUGGUGCGAGACGCAGAAUUGCUUUUGGAGAAUUUCGAGUCGAAUGACCCCCGCGCAUAUCUUAGUGACAAAGAGACAAGGUCGCCUAAGGGGUGCGUGUCGCUCCUAGAGACCAAAGCCAGAACCGGGGACGAGGGGAGGGUUCAUUCACUUUUAUUCUUCGAGCAACGACUCCUUAGUGAUGGUACCGCUGGUGUGCAAGGUAACUCCGUAUUUACCCGAGCAGGGGCGAUUACCCGCCGCUAUGGCGUCGACGAGGUGGUGUUGCGUGGGCCCGACAGCGACAGUAAUGCUACUCUGUGUUCACGUCUUCUUGAUGAGCUCGUUCGGAAGUUUAUGUCGGGGCAUUGCACUGCUGUUCUUGCCGCAGAUAGCCACAACUCCGCUUCCACACCGCUUAUCCUCCGCAAGAUAGUGUACCUUAUCCUGCAGAGUACGAAAGCAGGGGUGGGUUGCGGGCCGGUGGGUGGCGACUUGCUCCUCUCAAUGGCGCUCGUUAAGAACGGUGUUACGGUGGAUCUAUUGGCAGCUGAAGAAUCCGAGGCGGUUCACCGCUUCGGGGUGGAAAUAUCACCACUCUUCGACCGCCACGUACGGGGAGUGUCGCAUCGCGUUGUCGCCGACACUGAGGCUUUUGACCGUUUUUUAGUUGGGGCUGUCGAGCACGUCGUACCCACCCUACAAGCCGAGGAUCCCGGCCUGAUGGUUGUUUCCUUAAAGUUAACACACCAUGUGGAAGAACCUGUACACGACGUGUUUGUUUCCUCGCUCAUGGUGACCACCGUAUUCGAUCACGUUUCCCACUACAGCGACAUUUUGUCAAACCGCUCUAGUGAGCUCACGGACCUUUUCAAGCUCGCGUUGGGGGGGCCAUGUUUCACUAUCGUCGCGCUUGGAUUGUGUGACGAAGAUGAUGAUGCGGAAGCCUUGCUUUCCGUGCAAACUAAGCUUUCCCAGGUGCGAAACCUGCCGUCUCAUCGCACGAGUGCUCUACGGCGCAUGGAUGAACUUACGAAAACAAUUCAGGUGCUGGGGGUCCAGCUUCAGGAAGAAGAAAGUGAGGAAGAAAAGGCCCAACUCCGCGUGAGGAUCGUCCGUGCAAGGCGUUUCCUGCUAGAAGUUGAGUCACUCCUCAAGAACCCACCACGGGAAAUGGGCUGCGUACGCGCUUACAAGUCGGUGCACUGA
Trypanosoma brucei brucei TREU927 is the source of this 6183-nucleotide messenger RNA. RefSeq lists its product as hypothetical. The record is from RefSeq and is a predicted model, not a curated record. Bases 1 to 6183 code for a protein of 2060 amino acids. The transcript has a single exon. Lineage: Eukaryota; Euglenozoa; Kinetoplastea; Trypanosomatida; Trypanosomatidae.